This is a messenger RNA of Filobasidium floriforme, 730 nucleotides long. RefSeq lists its product as uncharacterized. NCBI's taxonomy places the organism in Eukaryota, Fungi, Basidiomycota, Tremellomycetes, Filobasidiales, Filobasidiaceae. Bases 173 to 730 code for a protein of 185 amino acids. The transcript has 3 exons. The record is from RefSeq and is a predicted model, not a curated record.
AAUCACGAGAGGAUCGAUCGAAGAAAGGGAAACCGCUUGCUCUGAUGUCUAUAUAGGUCGAGCAUAUUGGCGAGUAGUCGGGAAAGAUCACCAUCCUAUACUGUCACUGGCCAACACAAUUACCUGCCACCCGAAAAAACCACGGUCGUCAAAACACAUCAUCUCUGUGAAAAUGUUCUCUUCCACCAUCCUAGUCACUGCCCUUGCCGCUAUGGGUGCCAUGGCAGCUCCCGCCGCACCUCCUGCUCUCAGUGGAAGCGUGUCUAAUGCCCAGUGCGACCAGUACACCAACGGCGAAGGCAACGCUGCCCUCUGUGGACCCGUCUUUCAAACUACCUUUGCCCUCACCGCACAGGCAAACAACAUCAACUCCAACGUCGACGGAAUUUUGAAGACCGUCAACGAGGCCAUCGGUGCCAACGGGAACGCUGUUACCGAGAUCCUCCAGACCGGUACCCUAGGUCUUGUUUCGACCCUUGCAGACGGCGCUGGUGUCUCACUGUAUGGGUUGGCCACUACUUUGAAUAACUUGCAACCUCAAUGCAAGUGUGACCUCAGCUCUUGCUACACCUCCCUCGAGAGCGCUGCUUCCGACCAGGUCGAGAGCAACAUCGCUCAAGCCAGCUGCGCUCAAGCACAGUACGCCUGUGCUCCUUACUACUCCAAGGCGGAUGUAGACAAGAUCGUCCCUGGAUGCGCUCAAUUCGAGGGCACCACGUCGUCGAAGUAA